Aspergillus luchuensis is the source of this 1491-nucleotide messenger RNA. RefSeq names its product putative MFS transporter. The coding region runs from base 1 to 1491 and encodes 496 amino acids. The record is from RefSeq and is a predicted model, not a curated record. The transcript has 4 exons. Gene Ontology annotation, molecular function: transmembrane transporter activity. Gene Ontology annotation, cellular component: membrane. Gene Ontology annotation, biological process: transmembrane transport. NCBI's taxonomy places the organism in Eukaryota, Fungi, Ascomycota, Eurotiomycetes, Eurotiales, Aspergillaceae.
AUGGAAUACCAAGAAGAACAGAAGCCUGAUCCUAGAUCUCCGACUCAGUUUGGAGGCUCGAUGGAUGGCGGUGAUAGCAAUGACUCGGCUCUCUCAUUACUGGAUGAGAAACGAGAGAAGCAUUUGAUUCGCAAGAUUGACCUACAUAUCAUUCCUUUUGUCGUUCUUUUAUAUCUGUUUAGCUUUCUUGAUAGAGUCAACAUUGGCAAUGCCCGUCUAUAUGGGAUGGAAGAAGAUCUGGGCCUGGUCGGAGAUCAAUACCAGAUUGCAGUAUCUAUUCUGUUUGUAACUUACUGUCUCUUCGAAGUGCCGUCAAACUUGGUUAUCAAGAAGCUCAGGCCAUCACGCUACAUUGCGUCGAUAUCGGUUAUUUGGGGCAUCAUAGCGACUCUCACUGGAAUAACCCAGAAUUAUGGAGGCCUCAUCGCUUGUCGCAUCCUUCUAGGCGUCGUGGAAGCCGGACUGUUUCCUGGAAUGGUUACCUAUCUCACUAUUUUCUAUAGCAAGCGUGAAAUAGCACUGCGCACAGGCUACCUAUUCAGCAGUGCAGCCGCUGCCGGCGCAUUUGGCGGACUUUUAGCUUACGGCAUCGGCUUCAUGGACGGCGUCGCCGGUCUACGAGGUUGGAGAUGGAUCAUGAUCAUAGAAGGCAUUCCAACCGUCAUACUAGGGGGCCUAUCCUGGUUCUUUCUCGCGGAUGACCUCGAUACAGCCUAUUACCUGGACGAUGAGGAGAAGGCCCUAGUAGUUCGACUCCGUCGUCGCGACGUGGGCCAAACAUCGUCCGCCCAAAAAUUUCACUGGGCAGACGUCAAAGAAGGUGCGCUGGACUGGAGAAUCUACGCCUUCUGCAUUGCUCAAUUUGGUGUCGACACUAUGCUAUACGGGUACAGCACCUUCCUCCCAACCAUUAUCCAGGGCAUGGGGUCGUGGACAACACCCGAAGUGCAGGCUCUUACGAUUCCUUGCUAUGCGGUGGGCGCAAUAAGUUAUCUGAUAAUUGCUUGGGCGAGCGAUAGAACUCAGCGUCGCGGAGUAUUUACUUGCAUCUUUGCCGCAAUAUCAGUGGUUGGCUAUGGAAUCCUGAUAUCGGAUUCUUCGUCAGGAGUACACUACUUCGGCGCCUUGCUUAUUGCCCUAGGAUUAUAUGUGGCUGUCGGAUUACCUCUCGCAUGGCUCCCGACCACUCUUCCUCGUUAUGGAAAGCGUACAUUCGCCACGGGGCUGCAACUGACUUUCGGCAACGUCAGCGGCGUCAUGUCUCCUUUCUUAUACAAGACGAAUGAAGCACCGCGUUAUGUUCGGGGCAAUGCAGUGACUCUGUCGCUGGUUGGAUUUGCCGGUGUUGUGUAUGGUCUUAUGUGGUGGUACUAUCAUGGGAAGAAUAAGCGCAGAGAACAGGGACUGGAAGAUGAAAAGAUUGUAGGGAUGUCAGAAGAAGAAAUUGAGGAAAUGGGAGACAGAAAUCCUCGGUUUAAAUAUAGUACCUGA